Messenger RNA from Tetrahymena thermophila SB210, 552 nucleotides. RefSeq names its product 60S ribosomal protein L17. The record is from RefSeq and is a predicted model, not a curated record. Gene Ontology annotation, biological process: cytoplasmic translation. Gene Ontology annotation, molecular function: structural constituent of ribosome. Lineage: Eukaryota; Ciliophora; Oligohymenophorea; Hymenostomatida; Tetrahymenidae. Gene Ontology annotation, cellular component: ribosome; cytosolic large ribosomal subunit. The transcript is spliced from 5 exons.
AUGGGAAAGACUAAUUACUCUCGUGAACCCGCUAACCAAGCUAAGGCCGUCAAGACCUCUGCCUCCGACUUAAGAGUCCACUUCAAGAACACUUAUGAAGUUGUCAGAGCCAUCAAGGGAUUGAACCUCGAAAACGCCAAGAGAUACCUCAAGGCUGUUAUUGACAGAAAGAGAUGUAUCCCCUUCACCAGAUUCACUGGUUGCAUUGGUAGAACUGCUUAAGCUCACGAAUUCGGCAGAACCCAAGGUAGAUGGCCCGUUAAGUCUGUCAAGGUCAUCCUCGGUCUCCUUGAUAACCUUUCCGCUAACGCUCAAGCUAAGUCCUUGAACACUGCUAACCUCGUUAUCUAACACGGUUAAGUUAACAGAGCUCAAAAGGGUAGAAGAAGAACCUACAGAGCCCACGGUAGAAUCAACCCCUACUUGAACUCUGGCUGCCACGUCGAAAUUUUCGCUUAAGAAGUUGCUGCUAAGGUCAGAAAGGAAGCCCCUAAGGAUGCUGCUAAGAAGGUUCCCAAGACCAAAAAGGGUAAACUCGCCAUUGGUAACUGA